This is a messenger RNA of Siniperca chuatsi (mandarin fish), 1947 nucleotides long. It is a transcript of the gene avpr2b.1, whose product is annotated as arginine vasopressin receptor 2b, tandem duplicate, 1. NCBI's taxonomy places the organism in Eukaryota, Metazoa, Chordata, Actinopteri, Centrarchiformes, Sinipercidae. The record is from RefSeq and is a predicted model, not a curated record. Gene Ontology annotation, molecular function: vasopressin receptor activity; peptide binding. Gene Ontology annotation, cellular component: membrane. The coding region runs from base 187 to 1260 and encodes 357 amino acids. The transcript is spliced from 2 exons. Gene Ontology annotation, biological process: G protein-coupled receptor signaling pathway; regulation of systemic arterial blood pressure by vasopressin; positive regulation of vasoconstriction.
AAUUCACCCAUUAAACUCCCACAACGAUUUUUCUUUCUUUCUAGGAAUUACCUUUUGAUUACAUUAGUAAGUCUAAUUCCAGGCUGCCUUCUUACAUUUGCUUUGUAUUUUUUAAAUGCCCCCACUUCAGCUGAAAUGCUUAUAUAACGGUGUUCAACUACUCAUUGCUGUAUUUGGGGUGAAAGCAUGGCGUGGUUCAGUGUAAAUCUCAGUAACAUCACUUUGGAGGGUGAGCUAUCUGGGGAUGAACUGCGAGAUGAGCGCUUGGCUCAAGUGGAAAUAGCUCUCCUGUCCAUCAUCUUCUGUGCUGCAGGAAUCCUAAACUUCGGGCUCUUGUUGGUGCUGUGGAAGCGGAGGAAGCAGCUCUCUAGGAUGCGCGUCUUCGUUUUCCACCUGUGCGUCGCCGAUCUGGUGGUCACAUUCUUCCAAGUGUGUCCUCAACUCAUGUGGGACAUCACUGACAGAUUCGUCGGUCCAGAUGUAUUGUGUCGCGUAGUGAAGUACCUGCAGGUGGUCGGGAUGUUUGCCUCCUCUUAUAUGAUAGUGGUCAUGACGAUAGAUCGAUAUCAAGCCAUCUGCAACCCCAUGGUGACGUUCCAGAGGCGCAGGGCGCGCUGGAACGGUCCGGUGUGCGCUGCCUGGUGCGUCGCUCUCAUCGGCAGCCUCCCUCAGAUCUUUAUCUUCUCUCGGGUCGAGGUCGCUCCCGGUGUGCACGACUGCUGGGCGCAGUUCAUCAAGCCGUGGGGACCGAGAGCCUACGUGACCUGGACGACUCUAGUGAUAUUUGUCCUGCCCAUACUCACGGUGAUCGUGUGCCAGGUGCGCAUCUGCCGCACCGUGCACAUUAACUUUCACAUGAAGACGCAGCACGUCGGAGAGGCGGUCAGUAAGCCGCUGUCCUCCAGGGCCAGCAGCGUGGCAGGGGUGUCCAAGGCGAGGGUGAAGACGGUGAAGAUGACCGUGGUCAUCGUGCUCGUCUACAUUAUCUGCUGGACGCCUUUCUUCACCGUCCAGCUCUGGUCUGUCUGGGACGUCGAGGCGCCCACUCACACUGCAACCUUCACCAUCUUGAUGCUGCUGGCCAGUCUGAACAGCUGUGCGAACCCCUGUAUCUACCUGCUGUUCAGUGGGAAGAUGCCCAAGAGACUGGUGGCCCUGAUGUGUGUGGGUCAGCCCGAUGUGAAGGAGUCCAUUCAGGAGGAGGCCACCAUGGUCAGCUCCCUGUACAUCAGCCUCAAGAGCCUGUCAGACUGCAAAUAGAAGUACUGACGCCUCGGACGCUUUUCUCACCUCAGGCUCUCAUGGCUCUCUUCUGAGAGAGACUUACUGAAAUCCUCUAAUAAGUGUGAGGACAAACAUCACCGCAGAACUACAAGUCCCUGUAGUAACCUUAUAUUGUAGUGAGACCACAUUGUAGAAAUGAACAAAAUGAACACUAUGAAAUGCUUUCAUGUGGAAACUCUACAUGGAGUACCAGACACACCAUAAAUCUUUAUAGGGAUUUUACAGUGUAACAUUAUGUAUGAUGCAGUUGCUAUAAAGUCCCUAUUACAUAACACAUACUUCUCAAAUAUUAAAGGAUUUUUUUGCCAUGCUAGUGGUGUGGUUCUAGAGAUGGCAGUCUGUCGAUCAGUUGUUUCACCACUUUAGUCCAGACUGAAAUAUCUCAACUACUAGAUGUAUUGCCAUGAUAUUUUUGUACAGACUUUCAUGGUCCCCAGGGGAUGAAUCCUAACAGCGUUGAUAAUCCCUCGACUUUUCCUCUAGCGCUACCAGCAGGGCAAAGUUUUCACUUGCAAAAUCUCAACAUCUACUCGAUGGAUCGGCACAACAUUUUGUACAGACAUUCAUGGUUCCCAGAGGAUGUAUCCUACUGACUUUGGUGAUCCCUUAACUUUUCCUCUAGCAUCAUCAUCAGGUCAAAAUUUUAAUUUGUGCAACACUUUG